UGGGGACUUGCGGAAGGGACUGGAAUCGGGGCAUACCCCCUCCAGCCCCCUUCCAUGAGCACCCCCAUGACCCCAGCCAACACCCCCAGCCCUCUGCCCAUCCUGACCCUUGCACCCCCUCACGCCUCCCCAGCCCCCUGCCCUGACUCCUGCAACCCCCCGCACAUAACCAGCCCUCCCUGUGUCCUGACUCCUGCACCCCUCCACAUCCCCAUCCCCAUCCUGAGCACCAAACGGGAGCUCCUGCACCCCCCCUCGUCUCACCAAACAGGAGCUGCCCCAGGAGCUGUUAUUGCUGCCACUGCGUCAAAUGAGUGGAAAGUAACCAGCAGAGCAACAUCAGUUAUCACUGCAACUUGGGUUUUCCAGGGUCUUUGGAUGAACUGCGCAGGAAAUGCACUGGGUGCUUUUCAUUGCAGACCUCAUUUUACCAUCUUCAGACUAGAAGGUUAUAUCCAAGCCUGCAGAGGACUCAUGAUUGCUGCUGUCAGUCUUGGAUUCUUUGGCUCCAUAUUUGCAAUGGUUGGGAUGAAGUGUACGAAAGUUGGAGGUUCAGAUCAGACUAAAGCUAAAGUCGCUUGUUUAGCUGGGAUGAUUUUCAUACUUUCUGGGUUGUGCUCUAUGACUGGUUGCUCCCUGUAUGCGAACAGAAUUACAUCUGAAUUCUUUGAUCCUACUUUUAUUGCACAAAAGUAUGAAUUAGGAGCAGCUUUAUUCAUUGGAUGGGCCGGAGCAUCACUUUGCAUAAUUGGUGGAAGUAUAUUCUGCUUCUCAAUAGCUGAAAACAGUAAAUCCCCAAGAAUGGGGUACACAUACAAUGGAGCCACAUCUGUGAUGUCUUCUAGGACAAAGGUCCACAAUAGUGCAGCAGAUUUUAAAUCACCAAAAGGCCCUCCAAAGCACUUUGACAAGAAUGCUUAUGUUUAAUUGUACUGUUCUAUGAUACAAAGCCAGUUUUCAAAUCAGUUUGUACAGUUCAGUCACAGAGUGAUUUCCAGAAGAGUACCAGCAUAAUCACCACCAGGACAAUGAAUUUUUAAAAUAUUAACUUGCAGCAUUUUACAUAUUGAUGUAAAUUUUCUUAUACAAUAUUUUGAAAUUUAUGUUGGUAUUAUACAUAAAUUAUAUAUCUGUAAAUCACUUGCUGUUUUUGCUUUCUACAAAAAAAUAAAUAGGUUAUUUACAGAUAA
Molecule: messenger RNA, 1190 nt
Organism: Caretta caretta (loggerhead turtle)
Lineage: Eukaryota; Metazoa; Chordata; Testudines; Cheloniidae
Gene: CLDN10
Product: claudin 10
Cellular component (GO): membrane; bicellular tight junction
Molecular function (GO): structural molecule activity
Source: RefSeq, a predicted model, not a curated record